Daucus carota subsp. sativus is the source of this 1710-nucleotide messenger RNA. RefSeq names its product agglutinin-1-like. Gene Ontology annotation, biological process: negative regulation of translation. The transcript has 3 exons. The record is from RefSeq and is a predicted model, not a curated record. Lineage: Eukaryota; Viridiplantae; Streptophyta; Magnoliopsida; Apiales; Apiaceae. Gene Ontology annotation, molecular function: rRNA N-glycosylase activity. Bases 91 to 1710 code for a protein of 539 amino acids.
UAUUUGUGUGCAUGGGCAUCAAUCGAAAUAUUAUUGUGUAGAAACAUUUUUUUUUUAAUUGUCAACAAUGAUAAUUUGUUGUGUUGAUGCAUGUUUUGCAGGGAACUCUCAAGGUUACUUUUGUUUGCUGCCGCAGCAUGGCUUGCUAGCUGCAUUAUUUGUGUGCAUGGGCAUCAAUCGAAAUAUUAUUGUGCGAUGCCCUUCUACACGCGUGGUGCCAACCAAACAACGUACGCUGAUUUCAUUCACAAUCUUCGAGAUGAGAUGGGAAGCCAAUCCACCAUCUACGGCAUUCCCCAGCUCCAAGAUGCGGCCAGUUUGGCAAAUGAAGAUCGAUAUGUUGAGGUGACACUCUAUAGUUCAACUGGGACGAGUAUCACUGUGGCGAUAGACAAAGUCAAUGCUUAUGUAAUUGGUUAUCAGAAUGGUUAUGAUGCUUAUUUCUUUCCUGGUCAAGAUGUUCCAGAGACAUCUAAUGUGUUUGUAGGCGCUACACGUUGCUUGCUUCCUUUUAAUUCUUCCUACUCGGCUCUGGAGAAAAGCGCAGGCACUACAAGAGGAAGUACUAAAUUAGGUAUUGGGGAAUUAGAUAAAGCCAUACAGGCUCUCUAUGAUAAGAAAGAAGACUCUGCUUUGGCUUGUUCCAUGCUCAUUGUCAUUCAGAUGAUCUCAGAUGCUGUGCGAUCCAGGUACGUAGAGAAGCUUAUCCUGCAACACAUUUCAAAUGAUAAUAGUACUUCGGUGUUCCUUCCGACUCCUGCCAUGAUCGCCUUUCAGGACGAAUGGAAAAACCUCUCCAGUAAAAUCACGUAUUCAGUUGGUGGCGUAAUUUAUCCUCCAUUUAUAUUACCAACUGGUUCUAAUCAAAAAGUGUCUGUCACCUCAGUCUUCAUAACCUUCCGCUUAAAUAUUGGGGUCAUUCUUUUCUACUGUCAUCCAGCUACCGCUGUUCCAACACCUCACUCUGUUACUUGUCAGAACAUUCCAGAACCUACUGUCCUGAUCAGCGGUCGCAAUGGGUACUGUGCUGAUGUAGAAUCAAACUUUUAUAGAAACGGAGAUGCAAUAAUCUUGUAUCCAUGUAAGUCCACUAAGAAUGCAGGCGCAGCCAAUCAGCUUUGGACAAUUAAGAGAGACGGGAGCAUUCAAUGUCGCAAAAAGUGCUUGAACGCAAAGGCUCUUACAGCUGGGAAAAAUAGGAUAAUUCCCCGGAAAAAUAUGACAAUCUACAACUGUUCAACAGCAGAGCCUGAUUCCAUCAAGUGGAACAUAAAUGAUAAUGGCAACAUUGAAAAUCCCAAGUCUGGAUUAGCAGUCAGCGGUUUCAAGGGUAAAACCUUCUCUCCGUUGACAGUAGAAAAAAAUACAUAUGCAUCAAGCCAGGGCUGGCGCCUCAGCAAUAACACUAUGCCUGUAGUGACCCCUAUUAUUGGCUUCGAAAGUUUGUGUAUGCAAGCAUGUGGCGGUAAUACAGUGGAAAUGCUCGAGUGCAGUAACACAACUGCGCAGAAAUGGAAACUUUAUCCGGAUGGUACUGUCCGACCAUACUCUGCAACCUCUAAUUGCCUCACCUCAAAGUCCUCCCAAGAUGUCAAAACUUUGGUUCGUGCAAUGGAGGUGAUGCUGAACGAUGGUUAUUCAAUUACGAUUAUAGCAUUUCUGACGCAGCUAAAAAAUUUGUGCUGGAAGUUAAUAAACAGAAGAAGAUAG